AUGGCGCUCCCACCAGAGCAAAUCAACAUCAAACGUCGGCGCGAGGAAGAGCCCGUCGAGACUCUGUUCAUUCAAUCAGCCGUGCAUCAGACAAAGCGGCGCUUCACAGACUUUGUCUUCGAGCGAGUCGCAUUAAAAGCCAGCCAGGUCACAGAUGGAUCACCAAGUCCGCCUCUACCAGCUCACCCCGCAGCGCAGCGGCUACUCCGUAGUCCCCGCUCAGUGAGCAGCUUACAUGUAAACCGGCGAGCGCCAGCAUCAUCCACAGGCGUGCCCACAGUGCGUGCCACCUCUCCAGGGGCUGAAUUCCGCGAAGCGCAGCGGAUCGCAACAGCACGCAAAGAAGCCGAAGAAAAGCGCAAGCAUGCGAUCUACUCAGGUCCUUCUCCAUUCUCCGACCUCCCAGUUCUUCCAAGCCCUGGAUCCAAUGCAUCUGGUGCAUCGAGGACGCGAAGCCCCGCACCGAGGGCAACAUCGCCCACCCGCGCGCAGGCUCUUCGUCGCUUCCAGAUCUCGCGUUCGAAUCUUGGUUCUUUGAAGAGUACCGGGGGCGGAGUUCAGAAGAAGCGCGCUGGUGGGCCUGCGCCGGGUGUUGCUGUAUUGGUCGAGCAGCUUCAGCGAAACCCCCAUUCGCGCAAGGGUUCUAUGGUCUCUGAUAUGAUUGCCGAGGGGGAGACUCAUUCCAGGGGUCUUUCUGCGUUGUCCAAAGAGCUUGUUGCUGACCCGGUAGCUUCGUCACCUACCAAGCCCCGCAAACGCCCUGUCGUCAACCAGGCUGAGAAAAGGUGGCGGGAACAGCGGAAGGGUUCGAUAUCAACUGCCAAACAGAACCUGUCUGAUUCUAUGGAGAAGUCUGCACAGAUCCAAGAUCGAAACUGGGAUGAAGAGUCUGAUCGCUUGGCACGCGAGUUCGAACAGGUCGCACUUGAGCUAGAGCAGGAUCAAGAGCAGGAUUACGGAAUGGAUCUUGAUUCACGAGUCGGGACUAACCCACCGGCGCCUCAACCUCAGCCUGUGUUGACCUCUCUCCCGAAGACUCCGCUCAAGCACCAGCCACGACUGCCGAAGGAGCCCCGAGUCGUUCCAUCGCCUGCGGCUCCGCAGGAAGUCAAAAGCGAGGAGGCUGUGGAGGAAGACGAUGACGAGGACUAUGUCUACGACGUGUAUAUCCGACGACCUAUUUCGGAAACCGAGAUGCUCAAGAAUCCCCUGGCCGAGUACGAAUCCGAGCAGCAGCAGAAGGUUAUCGCGAAGGGACAGCCGGGUGUUGGUGUAAUUGUGAUCACUGCGGAGGAUGAGCAGUAUUGGGAGGACUUCGUCGAAGACGAUGAGGAGGAAUGGGAUAGUGAAGACGCUGACUCUAAUGCCGAAAACAAUCCUGCGAAUGACUACCCCGAUGAAGAAAUCUCUUCUGAUGACGAUGAGUUUGAUUUUGAUGAUUCUGCAAGUGAGGAUGGAGGAGAUGGGUACAUGUCUCGUUGGCGCGGGCCGGUCGACUCUGAUGAUGAGUACUGA
Molecule: messenger RNA, 1515 nt
Organism: Penicillium brevicompactum
Lineage: Eukaryota; Fungi; Ascomycota; Eurotiomycetes; Eurotiales; Aspergillaceae
Product: Iwr1 domain-containing protein
Exons: 3
Coding region: 1-1515 (504 amino acids)
Biological process (GO): protein import into nucleus
Cellular component (GO): cytoplasm
Source: RefSeq, a predicted model, not a curated record